This is a messenger RNA of Diprion similis, 968 nucleotides long. RefSeq names its product cytochrome b5-like. Lineage: Eukaryota; Metazoa; Arthropoda; Insecta; Hymenoptera; Diprionidae. Gene Ontology annotation, cellular component: membrane; intracellular membrane-bounded organelle. Gene Ontology annotation, molecular function: heme binding. The transcript has 2 exons. The coding region runs from base 184 to 600 and encodes 138 amino acids. The record is from RefSeq and is a predicted model, not a curated record.
UUUCGUUCGCGUUCCACGUUAUUAAUAAUAAUAAUUAAUUAUAUUUCGCGAAUCGUGUUACUGUCUAUUCGGUGUUGAGAAUACUUCUUUACUACGGUUCCCCCGAGGCACGUUUAAGGAAUCCAUUUUGAUCGACCGAGUAACGGUUGUAAGAAAAUCAUAAGUUGCCCUAACCCAAGGAACAUGGCGAGCGGAAAGAAGCUAUUCACGCGAAAGCAAGUCGAGGAGUCGAAAGAACAGGGUACGAACCUGUUCAUCCUUCACGACAAAGUUUACGACGUGGGACCAUUCCUUAACGAACACCCUGGCGGUGAGGAAGUUCUGUCUGGACAGCGGAACAAGGACGGAAGCGAGGCCUUCGACGACGUCGGUCAUUCCGAGGACGCCAAGGAAAUGAUGGAGAAAUACGAGAUCGGGGAAAUCGUCGAGAGCGAAAGGUUGAAUAUCAAACCGAAGAAAGUCGAGUGGGUUGCACCAAAGCCGGGACAGGCCCAAAAAACAGAGCAAGGCUCCGGUUUACCCUACGGAUUGAUCGCAGUCGCCAUUGUUGUUGUUAUAAUCGCAUUUAACUUAGGAUUUUUCUCCAGUUCCGAUCAAUGAUUUCUUUGGAUUUAUUUAAGCCGUUAAAUGUACUCGUUGAAACGUUUCAAAAAGUCUUUAAAGUCAAGCGUGAAAGCGUCAAGGAUGAAAUUUGAAUCAGUCAUUAUUAAUCGAUUAUAAUUACAUCGACAUACGCAGCAACUUUCAACAUCACUUUUAUACAAUUAUUAUGAUACACUUUAUGAAACGGUUCGAUUUUAUUUUGAAUUAUUCCUAUUUUUUGUUGCCUCAUUCACAGUGCGUAGCUUAUUAUCCAACAUCACAAUUAAGCAAUUACUGUUAUAAAAAAGGGAUUUCACGUGUCACGCAUGGUUUACAAAUAGAUAUAACGUGUAAUAUUGUUAGUAUAAAAGAGGUGUGAGAAAAUA